This is a messenger RNA of Zea mays, 1024 nucleotides long. RefSeq lists its product as uncharacterized. Gene Ontology annotation, cellular component: nucleus. Bases 4 to 795 code for a protein of 263 amino acids. Gene Ontology annotation, molecular function: cyclin-dependent protein serine/threonine kinase inhibitor activity. The record is from RefSeq and is marked provisional. NCBI's taxonomy places the organism in Eukaryota, Viridiplantae, Streptophyta, Magnoliopsida, Poales, Poaceae. The transcript has 4 exons. Gene Ontology annotation, biological process: negative regulation of cyclin-dependent protein serine/threonine kinase activity.
AAGAUGGGGAAGUACAUGCGCAAGCGCAGGGGGGCCGCGGGCGAGGGGGUGGCCGCAGUCGAGGUCUCGCAGGUCGUCGGCGUCCGGACGAGGUCCAGGUCCGCGGCGGCGACCGGCGGCGGUGUCGCGAAGGUCGCUCCGCCGAGGAGGAAGAAGGCGCUGCUGCCCGCCGCGAACGUGACGACGUCGGGGGAGCCUGGUGCCGUGGGCGCUGGUGGUGGGGACGGCGGAAGCUGCUGCUACAUCCACCUGCGGAGCCGCAUGCUGUUCAUGGCAGCACCUCAGCAGCAACCGUCGGCGGCUCUGACGCCGGUGGAGGCUGCUGGUGCGGCACAGCAGGGCGGGGUGGUGGCGCUCGCGGCUGGCCUCUCGCGUUGCUCCAGCACGGCGUCGUCGGUGGACGUCGGGGGCCACGCCUGCCGCUCCGACGCUGCGCCUGCGGAGGUUGACGGGGAUCACGUCCCGGAUGUCGUCACCGCGAGCAACUCGGGGAGCGUCCCGGACCGCGAGAGGAGAGAGACGACGCCAUCGUCGAGCCGGGCGCACGGCGGCGAGCUCAGCGAUCUGGAGUCGGAUCUGGUGGGGCGGCAGAAGACUGGCUGCUCGUCGUCGCCGGCGACAACAACAUCGGCUGCGGAGCUGAUCGUGCCGCCAGCACAGGAGAUCCAGGAAUUCUUCGCGGCCGCCGAGGCGGCCCAUGCCAAACGCUUUGCUUCCAAGUACAACUUCGACUUCGUCCGCGGCGUGCCCCUCGACGCCGGCCGGUUCGAGUGGACGCCAGGGGUCAGCAUCUGAAGCGAGCGUGCGGUGCAAGGUGAAGCUACUACUAGCUAGAAAGUGAGGAGAAAAAAAGAAAAGAUGCCGCCAAAAAAACAUAACGGAAAGGAGAAAAGGCAAAGGAGCUUUAUAGGCUAGCUAAGCUAACCACCAUUCAACAUCUGCCUUGCUUUUUUCUCCGGAGUAGACUUGUAGAAUGACAGCGUAGUUAUUUACUGUUUAUCCAGAGGUUAUCUUGACCCCCCAA